AUGUCGUCCACUGCAAAACCCUUGGCUGUAUGUAUUCCAUUGCAGGUCGACGCCUUUGUGCUCAACGAGCCCGUAUGCGCCGGCGAGUACGCCCGGAUUGCACCUUUUUCAUUGCCUGAGUAUGGUGCCCUCGGGCCUGGUGCACGCCUAGAGCACGAUGUGAUCCCGCAUCUUGACCUGCACGCUGCCGCACCCGCCAGCAUCAACUCUCGCCUCGCCGAUCUGGCCUCAGGGACGCCGCGCCGCGACCGACUAGGUGUUUACCUACAUUGGACAGUACCCAGGCCCUUCCGUGCCAGUGUUACUUCGUCAAUCCCGGGCACUGAUCAGCAUAAUGGCAAGCGCGAGCAGCGCGGUGUGCCAGAAGGAUCCGAUGUGAGCCCCCCCUCCCCAGAUGGAGUAUCUUGA
This is a messenger RNA of Penicillium macrosclerotiorum, 408 nucleotides long. RefSeq lists its product as uncharacterized. NCBI's taxonomy places the organism in Eukaryota, Fungi, Ascomycota, Eurotiomycetes, Eurotiales, Aspergillaceae. The coding region runs from base 1 to 408 and encodes 135 amino acids. The record is from RefSeq and is a predicted model, not a curated record. The transcript has a single exon.